AUGCGAAAACACGAGAAGGUGCUCUCCCUUAGAGCCAAAGUUGAAAGGCGUAUCGCAUGGGAACCGCCAACGAGUGGUUGGAUGAAGAUGAAUACUGACGGAGCGUCAAGAGGGAACCCUGGUUUGGCCACAGCUGGAGGUGUCCUACGUGAUGAGAAUGGGAGAUGGGUACACGGUUUUGCUCUCAACAUUGGCAUAUGCUCAGCCCCGCUUGCCGAGUUAUGGGGAGUCUACUAUGGGCUAUGUAUGGCGUGGGAGGGACGAGUCACACGGUUGGUUGUGGAGGUGGACUCAAAGGGACUGGCUAGUCCGAGUUACUCAUCUACAGAGAAGCGAAUCGAGUUGCCGACGGUUGGGCGAAUUACGCGUUCUCAUUACCUUUAG
This is a messenger RNA of Microthlaspi erraticum, 384 nucleotides long. NCBI's taxonomy places the organism in Eukaryota, Viridiplantae, Streptophyta, Magnoliopsida, Brassicales, Brassicaceae. The record is from the annotation of a GenBank genome assembly.